This is a messenger RNA of Stylophora pistillata, 351 nucleotides long. RefSeq names its product GA-binding protein subunit beta-1-like. The record is from RefSeq and is a predicted model, not a curated record. Lineage: Eukaryota; Metazoa; Cnidaria; Anthozoa; Scleractinia; Pocilloporidae.
AUGUCCAACGUGGAGAUGUGUGGAUGUACUCCAGUUCAUCUGGCCGUGGUACAAGGACGAGAACGAAUGCUUGAAAUGUUAAUCCAACAUGGUUGUGAUUUAAGGGCUAGAGACGAUUUAGGACGGACUCCCCUUCAUUUAGCUUCGCUUGAAGGAAAUGAACGAUCAGUGGAACUCUUAAACCGACGUGGGUGCGAUAUAAGUGCCCGUGAUAACUAUCAGAAAACUGCGCUUCAUUUGGCUGCAGAGCGUAAGGAGGAUACUGUUGUACACUCCUUGAUAAUGCCUGGAGGUGAUAUCCAGACUACAGAUCUCCGUAGACAGACCUCUCCAUUUGGCUGCGCAGAAUAG